UACAUCUUGGCUUUGGAUGGAGACACAAACUUGCAGCCCACUGAUCUUAAGAUCCUCAUUGAGCACAUGAAAAUGUAUCCUCGUGUUGGGUCUGUGUCUGGCAGAAUUCACCCCACUGGGACAGGUCCUGUAGUUUGGUUCCAGAAGUUUGAGUAUGCUGUUGACAACUGGUUACACAAGACAACCCAACAUGUUUUUGGCUGCUUGUUGUGCACCCCUGGCAGCUGCAGUCUGUUAAGAGCAGAGGCACUGAUGGAUGGCAAUGUGAUGGAAAGUUUUUCUACUAAACCCACUAAGCCUAAGCACUACAUCCAGUACGAUCAAGGUGAGGACCGAUGGCUAACUAGUUUGCUUUUAAUGCAAGGAUGGACAGUGGAGUACAUUGCUGCAUCUAACUCUUACAGCACAGUACCACAGACCUUGAAAGAACUAUUUAACCAGCGACGACGUUGGGUGCCAACCACAAUGGCCAAUUCAAUUGAUCUGCUGGUCACUAAUUUCAGUAUUUCCAUGAGGAAGUCACCCAUGUCCAGGCUAUUCAUACUCUACGAAUUAUUUGCUCUCUUCAUAUUUAUUGUAACACCGGCUAGCACCUGUUUUUGUGUAGCAGGCAUUUUGUCCUUCCUCUUCGACUUGAGUUUUGCUGUGGCUCUGGCCAUAGCUCUGAUCCCUCCGGCCAUCUACGUGGGACUCUGCUUUAAGCUCAAAGAAGAAACUCAGAUCACUACUGCAGCAGUUUUGAGCAUCUUAUAUAUAUUCCUCAUGUUGGUCUUGAUAAUGACAACAAUCGGGUCAAUGGUGAAAAGAAACGCCAUUCUGACGCACAACAGCAUCUUUUUCAUCCCUAUGGUCAUUCAUUUAAUCAUAACCACAAUCCUGCAUCUUAAGGAAUCAUCAAUGGUGUUCUAUACCUGGUUCUACAUUAUCUGUGUACCAAGUUACGAUAUCCUGAUUUUUAUCUACACCGUGAUCAACAUGAACUGCAUCCACUGGGGCACCAGAGAGCUAAAACCUGAUGAUGAUGAUGAAAUUUUUGACCCUGAAGUGAUCCCACGGUCGACAAAAGCACAUAAAUGUUGGAUAAAAAAGCUACAGAGUUUGUCCUGUGAUGUAAAGCUGCAGGAGGAUUCGCUCUGUAAGGAAGAGGAAAAGUACUGGAAAGAGGUGCAGGAUAAGCACCUGCAGCCUUUUCAUCAUAACAAGGAGACCAUUGAAAAGAAUAAAAAUGACAUGAUAAUGUUUAGAAACAAGAUCAGCUUUUGGUAUUUCGUUGUGAAUGUCCUAUGGAUGCUGCUUCUUUUCAUCAUCAAGACCAGUAAACUCUCCCCCAGCCUGAUAAAGACUGACGUCAACCUUCAGGAAAAUGGAGAAAUAAUCCAAGCUGAGUUAGUGGGUUUGACGUAUUUACUGGGACCUUCUUUCUUAAUUUGGUUCCAGUUUUUUGGCAUGCUGUGUUACAGAGCUCAAACCAUCAUUGACUACAUUGCAUCUUGGGGCACUGAGCCUGAACAACACACCUGGAAGAAAAAACAAUCUUAA
This is a messenger RNA of Nematolebias whitei (Rio pearlfish), 1539 nucleotides long. Its product is annotated as chitin synthase chs-1-like. The transcript has 10 exons. Gene Ontology annotation, molecular function: chitin synthase activity. NCBI's taxonomy places the organism in Eukaryota, Metazoa, Chordata, Actinopteri, Cyprinodontiformes, Rivulidae. The record is from RefSeq and is a predicted model, not a curated record. The annotation marks the transcript as partial. Gene Ontology annotation, cellular component: cell septum; cell periphery.